UCUUCCUCCAACCCCAAGCAAAGACCUGUGCUUUCCAUGUGGAGGUCCUGAGAUGGCCUAGAUCCAUGGAGCUCUGUUUUCUUCCUCUAUAGGGAAAGCAACGCAUAUGUUCUUUUCUUAAAUCCACACCCACAGCUACUACCCGAAGCCCGAGCAACUAACCAAUAGAAGAGUUCAUUGCACACCAGCAAAUUGCUUGCCUUGACGGUUAAUUUUCUGUACUUCUCCCUGGCCACAAGAAAUUUUCACCUGGAGAGAGUUUCUUGGGUUUUCUCCAAACAGAACACCUUGCAGCUACCUUGCCAAAUCCCAAGAGAAUUUUUAUUCGGUGUUAGUGCAGGUUCAUCUGGAGUUGCAGAGAUGGGUUAGAUUUCUGGAGCUUCUUUCGUUAAUUUCGGGGUCCUUCCUACACAGACAAAUUCACCAUGCCUCAACUGGAGCUUGAUGAGUACAGAGUCGAGGAUGCGGUUGAAAGAAUAAUCCCUUUGUUGGAGGAUACCGGAAUAACUGCACACAAGGCCAUCUACUUUGACGGAUGGGAUGGACUGGCUGCUUCUGCUGUGCUCAGAGCUAUAGCAGAGGACCCUCCACCAUCUCUGAAGAAGAAAUUUGAUAAGAUCCUCCACAUUGAUUGCUCGAUGUGGAAGAGCCGAAGGGCACUCCAGAGGGCGAUCGCUGAUGAACUCAACCUUACUCAGAGGGUAAUGGCGGCUUUCAACAGGCAAGAUGAGGAGGAUGAUUUCAGCGGAGUAGAUGAAGGUUCUAGAGCUGAGAUUGGAGAAGUUUGGUUGCUGAUAACUGAAUCCCUGUUACGAUGCCGAUACUUAGUUGUCUUUCACAAUGGAAGCAAUGAUACGGUGGACUUGGCUAGUUGUGGUAUUCCACGACCUGAAUUCCUUGGUUCUAAGAUACUGUGGACUUUCAGAGGAAGGCUUCGGCUCAACCCGCAAGUAAAAGACAAGGUGGACAGUUCACAUUUGAUUAUUUAUCGGCCUAUUGGCUGGGACUUCGACGAUGACACUGCUAAACUAAUAUUGGAUGAGGCUACAGAAAUUGUCAAGUCCAUACAGCAUAAGCAGAGCAUCACCCCAACAAUAGCUGCCAAGUGUAUCUCCUACAUAUUGUGGUUGAAUCAUGAAGAGGGUGGUGGUACCAUGGACUACAAUUGGACUACCCACGCUUCCAACUAUUGGGUUUGUGAUGGAAUUAUCGAAGAAGGUCAGUCUGAUGACUCCUGGGAGCUCUCUACCGCUCUCCAUCAACAGAUACGAUUAGAGGACUGCUCAUAUCAAACAGUCAAGUUCCGUGGUCAUGAAUACAGGGAACAUUGGAAGUCUGUCAUUGAAGAUCCAUCUAACAUUGAAGAAGGGACAUCAUCCUAUUUCCUUAGUGCCAAAAACGGAUUAUCAUUGCCACGUAAAAUGUUUCAACAGUCGUAUAGACUUCGUGUACUGAAACUGUCUGGAUGCAAUUUCAGCUUCUAUUCCCCUCCAUUCUGCUGUUGCCAUAGCCUAAGAUUCCUUGGAUUAGACAAAUGCAAAGAUCAACCGCAGGAAGAAGAGGACAGGCAAAGGAGACCAACAAUGAAAUAUCUCCAUAGCCUAUGGGUGCUAGAUGUUAGGAACAUGGAUUGGGAAUUGGAUCUAUUGCAAGACUCGAUAGAGCAGAUGGCUGUAAACAUCAGAGAGAUUCAUGUAAAGAAUGGAAGGAUUUGGCGCAGCAACCUUGCAUGGGCACAACUGCAGAACCUUUGCAAGCUUCGAGUAAUCAAGCUCCUUGACCUAUCUGGAAACAAUGCCAUCCAAGUUUUGCCGACCUUGUGUGGGGCAACUGGAUUGAAAACUCUCAUCCUAGAUGGUUGUGCUGAGUUGGAUCAUGUUGGUCCAGGAAUACCUCCAUCACUUGAGUCAUUCAGUUUCGAUGUCGGAGCAGGGGAUGAUGGUAACAACACAGCUAAAAUAUCACGUAUUACCUUGGCCGGUUGUCCAAAACUGGUCCAGUUCAGAUUGCUUGGAUCCCUUUCAAAGCUUGAGGAGCUAGACCUCUCUGGCACACCGAUGAAAAUUCUAGACCUGAAAAAGGAGAUCCAAGUUCAAAAUCUUCAACGAAUCUUCCUGAUAGGAUGCAAGCAGCUCCGUUCAAUUAUUUGGCCAGAAAAAAGGAUGGAACAACUGAGGUUAGUAUGCAUUGAUACGCGACAGGAAUUAGUGUUGACGGAAACAUCACGUGAUUCUCUUGUCUGCCCAGAGCAGGAAAAGUACUGCCAUGCACGUGUUUCUGUCACAGAUAUGAGGUUCUUUCAGUCGUUGGUGACAAUAGAUGGUGGAGAGUUUCCCUGGAUCACUACCCCGUUUAAGCUGAAUCUCUACCUGUCGUGCACUAGCAAUGACGAUGGAAAGAACUGCAUUUUUAUUAGCAGGACUGAAAAACUUGUUCGGUCGUCAAAUCUACACAAGCCAUUAAUCUCCAUGGCAUGCCGCAUCUACAAUGACAUCAGCAUUGAAGGGAUAGCUACUAAUAAAGCUGAUGGCAGUAGUGCGCUACAGUUUGAGCCACAAGACCUCCAUGUUGAGAUCGGUCAGGGGACAAUCAACACUAAAGUGCUCAAUCCACAAGGAGUCAGGGCUAUAAGGUUUAUGAUGGACAGGGUCAUGUCGUUGCACGUGCAUGACAGUUGUUCCAUCACCACUAUCAUCCCUAAGCACAUUGCAUCAGCAACUGGCCAGGAAAUUCAUUACCCUGCUCUUAAGUGGUGCCAUGUGGAGAAAUGCCCAAAGUUGGAAGUUGUCUUCCAUACUAACUAUGAUGGCGAUGACUAUUUUUUUGAUCAACUGGAGACCUUUUGGGCAGUUGAUCUCUUGAUGGCCCGAUCGAUCUGGAGCAGAGGAAGGCCAUUUGACAGGGAGGACGAUGUAUCCUUUGCAAGACUGCGGGCCAUACAUCUGCACAUGUGCCCCAGGCUCCAAUUUGUCCUCCCGUUGUCAUGGGGACAUACCUUGUCCAGCCUGGAGACCAUCCACAUAGUCUGCUGCCGUGACCUCAAACAGGUCUUCCCAGUGGAGUCUGGCUUUUUGAAGCGAGUCGCUACCGGGCAUCCAAACGGCAUGCUGAAAUUCCCAAAGCUCAAGCACUUGUACCUGCACGAUCUCUCCUGCCUGCAACAGAUAUGCGAGGCAAAAAUAUUUGCUCCCGAGCUGGAGACUGUCCGCAUCAGGGGCUGCUGGGGCUUGAGGCGCCUCCCGGCCACUGACCGCCAUCAUCGAGAUGGACAUCUUGUUGCUGUGGAUUGUGAGAAGGACUGGUGGAACAACCUGGAGUGGCAUGGGCUGCACGUCGGCCACGACCCCUCCCUCUUUGCGCCGCGCCACCCGGCGUACUACAAGAAGCGAUUGCUGAGAACCACGGUUCUCCGGUGAACCGGCCUCAUGUACUUUGUUGCUUGUUCGCUUGUCCAGAUGUCGUGGGUGAUGGAGGAGAGACGACAGCGGCAAGCUCUGCUUUCUGUUGCGUGCUUACCUCGCCGCGAGGGUCCAGCUGUUUGCUUAGCUAAGUCUUCGAUGUGUUUCCUCAAGAAUAAACAAUUGGCAUCCGAUGCUGCCUGUAUCUGCCAAAUUUAGUGUGUUAAUAUGCUUUUUUCUAUGUUGAUUUGUAUGCAUAUCUGACAAACGUACCAUAUAUGUUUGGUCUUGCUUUGCUAUGUGUGUGCGCUUUGAAAUAAGAGGCCUGAUGAGGCUGUAUUGUUUUGUGUGUCUA
Messenger RNA from Setaria italica (foxtail millet), 3753 nucleotides. RefSeq lists its product as uncharacterized. Bases 426 to 3416 code for a protein of 996 amino acids. The record is from RefSeq and is a predicted model, not a curated record. The transcript is spliced from 4 exons. Lineage: Eukaryota; Viridiplantae; Streptophyta; Magnoliopsida; Poales; Poaceae.